AACAAUGAGUGCUGUCACACCCCGGCUCACGACAGCAGAUCAGAAACAAUUGUGUGAACUUUUGGGGAAAGUGAACUUCCAUUUACUUUACAAAGCGAGUGUUCACAGUUUCCGCCUUGCUUCUCUCUAUGAGAAAUGUGGGAAACAAGGAUCAACAAUAACUGUCGGGUACAACAAGUCGGGUUUUAUUUUUGGAGGUUACAGAACAAAAGAUUUUGCUAUCGGGUCUGAGGUGGAUAAUAAGGCUUUCCUUUUCCGACUGAACACGGAUGUACCGGGAGGAAAGCCAUUGAAGUUUCCUGUGAGACAAGAUGCUGUGGCAGUCAGUGAUCAUUACAAACACGAUCCAAAUUUCGGAAACAGUCUUGUAUUUAAGGUUAAUGCUGAAAAGGUUGAGUUGAGAUCUGAUGGCUCCUACAGUGUUACAAAUGGUGCCCUGUUUGGCCAAGAUGAAGACCUUGUUGAACUUGAAGUUUACUGGGUGGAAGAGAUAAAAGCUCCCUGGAGGAACAUAAACUGGACAAAAGAGAGCAAGCAAGAACUGCUGAAAUUCAUCAUGGAGUAUCAACCAUUUGCCAGCUCUGUCUCAAAGGCGCGGGUUUUACUAAUUGGGCCAGUUGGAGGAGGCAAGUCUAGUUUUGUCAACUCUGUCAAUUCGGUUUUCCGUGGUCAUGUCACCAAUCGGACUCAGGUUGGAAGUGGACUGAGAAGUACGACCACAAUGUAUUCGACAUACUCCUUCAGAAAUGACACUCCUCCUUUGAUCCUUUGUGAUACAAUGGGACUUGCAGAAGACACUGCGCCAGGGCUGCAUAGUGAUGAUAUUAUCAGUAUCAUCAAAGGUUAUAUUCCGAACAAGUAUAAGUUUGCAGCUUAUUCACCAUUCAAAGCUGGUGACAUAUCACCAAGAGCUAUUAAUGAGAAGAUACAUUGUGUUGCAUAUGUGAUUGAUGUGAGUAAAACCCCUGUGCUGUCCCCUGAAAUGAAAAUGAAAAUCCGUGCCAUUCGAUCAAAGAUUGAUGAAUUGGAGGUUCCACAGAUUGUCUUACUAACAAAAGUGGAUGAAGAAUGCCCUAUGGUUGGAAAUAAUGUGAAAACUGUCUACUGGAGUGAGCUCAUUGAAAAAAAGGUGAUGGAACUUGGAAAACAGCUUGGUAUUGCAGUUUCAUUCAUAAUUCCUGUGCAAAAUUAUUGGUCAGUUCAUGAGCUUCAUUAUGCUACAGAUAUUUUAAUACUCUCUGCUGUGGUACAGAUGUUACGAUUUGCAGAUGAUUAUUUUGAGAAUUCUGUUUAG
Molecule: messenger RNA, 1294 nt
Organism: Hemiscyllium ocellatum (epaulette shark)
Lineage: Eukaryota; Metazoa; Chordata; Chondrichthyes; Orectolobiformes; Hemiscylliidae
Product: interferon-induced protein 44-like
Exons: 7
Coding region: 5-1294 (429 amino acids)
Source: RefSeq, a predicted model, not a curated record